Aspergillus bombycis is the source of this 1227-nucleotide messenger RNA. RefSeq names its product U2-type spliceosomal complex subunit CWC25 (gene cwc25). Lineage: Eukaryota; Fungi; Ascomycota; Eurotiomycetes; Eurotiales; Aspergillaceae. The record is from RefSeq and is a predicted model, not a curated record. The transcript has 3 exons. Gene Ontology annotation, cellular component: U2-type spliceosomal complex. Gene Ontology annotation, biological process: mRNA splicing, via spliceosome. Bases 1 to 1227 code for a protein of 408 amino acids.
AUGGGUGGCGAUCUCAAUCUCAAGAAAUCAUGGCACCCCUCACUCCUGCGCAACCAGGAGCGCGUAUGGUCGGAGGAAAAACGCGCCCUCGAAGAACGCAAGAAAGUCGAGCAACUCCGCCGUGAGCGCGAUGAGGAGCGCCAGAUCCAGGAACUUCAGCGACUACAAGAAGACUCAGGCAAGCCGCGGCAGCAUAAUCGGGUCGACUGGAUGUAUCAGGCACCGUCGAGCGCGACUGGUCAUUACUCUGAGGAGAUGGAAGGGUAUUUACUUGAAAUUGGAGAAGGGGGCGGAUUUGAUGGGCGCGCCGCUGCUGCGCAGCCGGUCGCUGGGAUGGGGAAUCCGAGGGAUAUGAUGACAAAGGUUAUGGCGGAUCCGUUGAUGGAGAUUCGGAAGAGGGAGCAGGCGGCGUAUGAGAAUGCGGUCAAGGAGGCGGCUGCGAGAGGGAAAGCGAUUGCUAGGGGCGAGAAGGAGAAGGAGAGGGAGAGAGAUCGUGGACAUAGGAGGAGUAGGAGGUAUAGCGAUGAGGAAGGGGAUUCUCGGCGUCAUCGUCAUCGGUCGCAUCGGCAUCGGUCUAGGUCUCCUGCUUCACCCGAGCGAUCGCAUCGGCGACGCAGAGAUGAGAGAGAUGACCGAGACCGCAGGGAUCGGGACCGUGAGCGUAGGAGUGACCGGGACCGCAGAGAUAGGGAUGAUAGGGAUCCCCGUUCGAGCAGACGCGGAGAACGUGAUGAGAGGCACGAUCGGUCCUCUCGCAGAGACUCGCUACAUGACAGACCUCCUUCUCCUCGGGCCGAUCAUCGUCAUUCCGAUAGGCACCGCGCAGAUGACAGGAAUAACGACUACUCCAGAGACCAGGAUCGGCGCGAUAGGCCCUAUCGUCACUACGACAAAGACAGAAGAGACAACAGAGGCCCCAGAGACUCGUACUCCCGCGACCGUCCCAAUGACGCCGGGGCUGGAGACGCGAACAAAGCAAAAGAACUUGAAGAAGAGCGCAAGCGAAAGCUGGCAGAGAUGCUGUCCAACGCAGAUGAAAUGGAAGACACUCGUCGCCAGCGGAUUGCCGAUGUUACGGCUAUGGAAGAGAAACAACGUGAGGAAGACGAGAAGCAGCGCUCAGAAAAGGGUCGGUUUGUCGCAGGUCUUCAUCGUCAGCUCCAGGAAGAUAAUCUAGAUGACCGAAUCAAGCGUAGUCGUGGUGGGCUUUCUCGGAUAGAGGACUGA